AUGAAACGAGCAACAUCAAAAACUCUUUCUUUUGUUUCUCUCAAAAAGCUGGCAUCAUCCAAUUCGAUUUCCUCGCUGCAACCGAAAAGCGUAUUACACGUUCCUUGCUAUUGUAAUAACAACAAUUACAGCAACACCAGAAAUUUCUCCACCAGCAUUGUUUCAUCUUUCCACUCCGAUCAUGGUCAUCAAGUACAUCCAGCAGCCACAUCAGCAACAACGAACACCAAACAGCCUGCUUCAAAUCCACUCCCAGGCAUCAAACAUAUUAUUGUGGUGAGCAGUGGAAAAGGAGGUGUUGGUAAAAGCACAGUCGCCACCAAUUUGGCACUUGCUUUGUCCUCCUUCUGCCAAAAAUCGGUAGGCUUACUGGAUGCAGAUAUCUAUGGCCCAAGCAUUCACCGAAUGAUGAAUGUGAGUGGAAAGCCAAACAUGGAUGAAGACACAAGAAAAAUCAUUCCUAAAUCGAAUUAUGGAGUGCGAGUGAUGAGUAUGGGAUUUUUAAUUCAAGAAGAUGCACCAACUAUUUGGAGAGGACCUAUGGUGAUGGGUGCUGUAGAUCAAUUAUUGACUCAAGUGGAAUGGGGUGAAUUGGAUAUUUUGGUUAUUGAUUUACCUCCUGGAACAGGAGAUGCACAACUUUCUAUUUGCCAAAGAGUUCAACUUUCUGGUGCUGUUAUUGUGAGCACACCACAAGACAUUGCUUUAAUUGAUGUUAGACGAGGCGUCAAUAUGUUCAGAAAAUUGUCUGUACCAAUUCUCGGGGUUGUUGAAAAUAUGAGCUAUUUCAAGUGCUCAAAUUGUGGUCAUGAAGAACACAUUUUCGGUCAUAAUGGAGCUCGGAGAACUGCACAGGAAAUGGGACUGGAAUUCAUUGGCGAAAUUCCUUUACAUACUCAAAUUUGUGAAACCAGUGAUGCUGGAAGGCCGGUUGUGAUUUCAGAUCCACAAAGUGAACGAGCAGCUGCCUUUGUGAAAAUAGCAAGACGUGUCGUGGAUCGAUUGGAAGGAAAUGAAUCUGGUUCAAUUCCGAAAAUUACGAUUGAAGAAGAUUAA
This is a messenger RNA of Naegleria lovaniensis, 1056 nucleotides long. RefSeq lists its product as uncharacterized. Gene Ontology annotation, cellular component: mitochondrion. Gene Ontology annotation, biological process: mitochondrial respiratory chain complex I assembly; iron-sulfur cluster assembly. The coding region runs from base 1 to 1056 and encodes 351 amino acids. The transcript has 2 exons. Lineage: Eukaryota; Heterolobosea; Eutetramitea; Acrasida; Naegleriidae. The record is from RefSeq and is a predicted model, not a curated record. Gene Ontology annotation, molecular function: ATP-dependent FeS chaperone activity; 4 iron, 4 sulfur cluster binding; ATP binding.